AAGGGGUUACAGUGUCGGGUGGGGGUGGCCCUGGGGGUGUCCCUGGGGGUGUUCCUGGGGUGUCCCCACUGCAGAGCAGAGAGGGCAGGAUGGUCCCGGGGCACGCGGGGGAUGAGCCCCCCGGCUGGUACAUCGAGGACUCAGGCAGUGGGAUGAUCUACAAGCGGGGACGGCUCCUGGGACAGGGCACCUUCGGGCGCUGCUACCGGGUGACAGAGGUGACCACUGGCCGGGUCUAUGCACUGAAGGUCGUCCCUCGAGCCGGGCUGGCUGCGGUGGGCACCGGGGACAGGGUGGAGCGGGAGCAGGAGCUGCACCGUCAGCUGAGCCACCGGCACAUCGUCCGCCUGCACCGGCACUUCACCCACCGCGGCCACCUCUGCCUGCUGCUGGAGCUCUGCAGCCGCGGGUCCCUGGCCGACAUCCUGCGUGCCCGGGGCCGGCUGGGGGAGCCGGAGGUGCGGUUUUACCUGCGCCAGGUGAUCUCGGGGCUGCGCUACCUGCACGGACACGGCCUCGUGCACCGGGACCUCAAGCUGAGCAACUUCUUGGUGACGGAGGAGAUGCAGGUGAAGAUCGGGGACCUGGGGCUGGCGCGGGGGGCGGCUCCGCCCGGGCGGCGCUGGGGGGCGCUCUGUGGGACCCCCAGUCACCUGGCCCCGGAGGUGCUGGACCGCAGGGGACACGGGGUGCCCUCGGACAUCUGGGCCCUGGGAUGUGCCCUGUACACGGCCCUGACCGGCCGCCCCCCGUUCGAGGGGUCCCAGCGGCUGGAGCUGUACCAGCACAUCCGGGGGGCUCGGUACCCGCUGCCCCCCCAGCUCUCCCCCCAGGCCCGGGCCCUCCUCGCCCUCAUGCUGGACCCCGACCCCGCAGCACGGCCCAGCCUGCAGGACGUGCUGGACCACCCCUUCUUCACCCAGGGUUUCACACCCCACAGGCUCCCACCCCGUGCCUGCCACUCCGUGCCCGUGUUCCUGGGACGGGACCCGCUGUGCCGGCUGCUGCGGGGGCUGCAGUGCUGCUGGGGGGGUGGCUGUGCCCCUGGCACCCCAGGGGGGCCGUCCCCCCCCCCCCCAGGGAAGCAGCUCCCUCGGCAGGACCCGAGCCAGGCAAACAUCGGCGGAGGAAAACCUUUAUUAGUGCUGGGAACCGUCUAAAAUCCAGUCAUGGAGACAAGCGGGGCGGGGACGUGACUGGGACGAACGGCACACACACACCAGUCUGCCCUUAAAAACGUCAACAGGGGAAAAAAAACCGAAAUCCAAACCCAAAAGGGAGCUCUCUUCCCUGCCAGCCUGGGAUGGGGUGGGGUGGGGUGGGGAGGUGCAGCUCCAAGGAGCCGUGUCCUGGUGCUGCUCCUGGGGGUCACCAGGAGGGGCACCAGGUCACCCUGCUCUGCCUCCAGCCCCAUCAGCAGUGGGGACACUGGAGAGGGGACAGAGGGACCUGUGGGCUGGGAAGGAGGGAGGAAAGUGCGUGGUUUCCCUGUCCAGCUUCAGUUUUCUCUCUCUUUCGAGAGAAGAGUCUGGAAACGCUGAAAGCUCAGUAAAACAUGACACUAAAAUCACCCACAGCGUCGGGGGGAGCUGGGACCACCCACCUAUGCCUAAAACACGGGAGGGGACAAGGACAAGAUGCUCGACGUGGCCCCAGAAAGCACCAAGGAGCCACUGCCCUGCUCAUGGACCCACCCACGUGUCAGCACCAGAGGGGACCAGGGAGGGGGGUGUCACCAGCAGGGUCUGGGGGAGGGAGGUGACAGCAACGACUUUGUCUGCACUUGGGGUGAGCCCUCUGGGGACAAAGGCCAGAGGAGAGGGAACAGGGAACAGCCUGGCUGGGGGGGACACGGCAGCUCCCACACAGGGGGAUGGGGUGGCGGGUGCGAGUUUGGGCACUUGGCUCUCACUCGUGUCCUCAACCCGGGGCAGGGGGGGACCCCACAGCCCUCCCACGACACACCCGAGGCCGCAGGUGGGGUGGGACACAAACCCCAGCCCCCCUCGGAGCUCCUCAGCCCCUCUCCAGGCUCCUCAGCUCCCGAGGAAGCAGCUGGGAACCUCUCCCAGGUUCCUCCCUGAGCAAACCCCGGCCCGGCCUUUGCCCUCGGGGUCGGGGCUCCACCACCGACCCACGGCCCUGCCCUGGCACGGGGCCUCGUGCCACAACACCCCGAGGGUCCACGGGGACAGGUGGCACAGCCUGGCUGAUCCCGAGGCCGGGCACAGGCCUGGCUGCUGUCCCUGCCCGCGGCGCCGCUCCCGGCAGCCCCAGGCCUGGCACGGAGCCCGCCGGGUAUUUUUAUCCCGGCAUCCGUGGUGUUUGAAGCUGUCGGCUUGUUUUUUUGGUAAUAAACACGGCCCUCCCCUGUCCCAGCCUGGCCCAGAGCCGACAGCAACACCCACACCCUCCCCUGCCACAGCCCGAGCCUGGCAGGCACCGGAAUGGCCCUGGGAUAGCCCUCAAUGGCCCUGGGAUGGCCCUGGGAUGGCCCUCAAUGGCCCUGGGAUGGCCCGGGAAUGGCCUGGGAAUGGCCCUGGGAUGGCCUUGGAAUGGCCCUCAAUGGCCCUGGGAUGGCCCCGGAAUGGCCCUGGCAGCCCCAGUACAGCCCAGGGGAAGGUACAGCCCCCCACGGAUACCUGACAGCACAGGGGGUCCAGCCAUGCCCCCCAAACCCUGUUCUGGCAACACCUCCACCAGCCACCCCCUCCUAGGCAGGAAGGUCCGAGGGGCUCAGGGCAGGAUGUUCCAGUAAAUUCCAUGGGUUUUAAGCUCUGGGAUCUCCCCAUCUUUACUCCACAGCCAACAGCUGCCCAAAGAUGGGGAGAGUGGGGCUCGCUGCCCUUGUUUGGUGCUCAGGACAGUUCUGUCUGUCCUGGGGCACAAACCAGGCCAAGGGGGAAACAACAACAGGGUGGGAAUUCUGGUUUCUUAAAAA
This is a messenger RNA of Pseudopipra pipra, 2941 nucleotides long. Its product is annotated as inactive serine/threonine-protein kinase PLK5-like. Gene Ontology annotation, biological process: mitotic spindle organization; Golgi disassembly; DNA damage response. The transcript has 8 exons. Gene Ontology annotation, molecular function: ATP binding; protein kinase activity. Lineage: Eukaryota; Metazoa; Chordata; Aves; Passeriformes; Pipridae. The record is from RefSeq and is a predicted model, not a curated record. Gene Ontology annotation, cellular component: cytoplasm; kinetochore; nucleus. Bases 90 to 1160 code for a protein of 356 amino acids.